ACAGGCAUCCGGAGAAACAUGGAGGACACCGCUGACAGUAAUCCCCAAUCUCUCGGAUUUACAGAGAAAUUAAAGUCUUGGCUUUCUUGGUCAUGGACUUACGUAUGCUUCAUUUGGUUCGGCAUGGUGCUGAUCAUGAUAUACGUCUUGUGGAGCCCGCUGAAACUGCAGGAAACUCUUUCCUCAGCCUCAGUGUUUUUGAACACGCUGACACCCAAGUUCUAUGUGGCUCUCACUGGAACCUCCUCUCUCAUCUCUGGACUCAUCCUUAUAUUUGAGUGGUGGUAUUUUCGUAAAUAUGGGACCUCGUUCAUUGAACAAGUGUCAGUGAGCCACCUGCGUCCUCUUCUGGGUGGAGUGGAGAGCAGCUCCACGACUGGUCUAUUCGCAUCAGUUAAUGGAGAGGCAGAGCCUAGGCCCAGCGUUUCAGAGUGUAAGGUCUGGAGGAAUCCUUUAAAUCUGUUCAGAGGAGCAGAAUACAACAGGUACACGUGGGUAACGGGAAAGGAACCCUUAACAUACUAUGAUAUGAACCUGUCUGCUCAAGACCACCAGACCUUUUUCACAGGAGACACUCCUCAGUUAAGGCCAGAGGAUGCUGUGAUGCAGAAAGCCUGGAGAGAGAGAAAUCCUCAAGCCAGGAUCAGAGCAGCUUACCAGGCCAUAGAAAUGAACCAUGAAUGUGCUGCAGCCUACGUGCUUCUGGCAGAGGAAGAAGCCACAACUAUCACAGAAGCAGAACGCCUCUUCAAAAAAGCAUUGAGUAUCGCUGGAAAAGAUAUCAACUUACUGGUGUACAUUAAACGCAGAUUGGCAAUGUGUGCACGUAAACUGGGACGGAUAAAAGAAGCAGUAAAAAUGAUGAGAGAUUUAAUGAAGGAGUUUCCACUACUGGGAAUGUUAAAUAUACACGAAAACCUAUUGGAGGCACUUCUAGAGCUUCAGGCAUAUGCAGAUGUCCAAGCAGUCCUUGCCAAAUAUGAUGACAUCAGCUUGCCAAAAUCAGCCACUAUAUGCUACACGUCUGCACUCUUGAAAGCACGGGCUGUAUCAGAUAAGUUCUCUCCAGAGGCCGCGUCAAGGCGAGGGCUAAGCACAGCAGAGAUGAAUGCUGUGGAGGCCAUACACAGAGCUGUUGAGUUCAAUCCACACGUGCCAAAGUACUUAUUGGAGAUGAAGAGCCUGAUCCUGCCUCCAGAGCACAUCUUGAAGAGGGGUGACAGCGAGGCAGUGGCAUAUGCUUUCUUCCACCUGCAGCACUGGAAGAGGGCAGAGGGAGCCUUAAACCUACUACACUGUACCUGGGAGGGCACCUUCCGGAUAAUUCCCUACCCACUGGAAAAGGGUCACCUGUUUUACCCUUACCCAGGAUGCACAGAAACAGCAGAUAGGGAACUACUUCCCUCAUUCCACGAGGUGUCUGUGUACCCAAAGAAAGAGCUUCCCUUCUUCAUCCUCUUCACAGCAGGCCUUUGCUCCUUCACUGCCAUGCUGGCCAUGCUCACACAUCAGUUCCCUGAGCUCAUGGGUGUCUUUGCCAAAGCAUUCUUCAGCACACUCUUUGCACCCCUGGGUUUCUUCGCAGACAAGAUGGAAAACUUCAUGCCGUCCAGUUUUUGGCACCAGCUGACUCGAAUCUGACCCCAUCCCACACAAGACGCACGCACAUACACACACACACUGAUUCCACUCCAAACCCUCAGACAAAAAGUGUUUGCUCUCCUGUCUUCAGCAUUACUGUCCACUUGCUGCAUUGUUACUGAUUAUGUUGGCUGAGGUUGUAUCAACACGGCAAUACCACUCUGAAGAUGCUCUCCCACACUGUUCCAGCGGCCGAAGUUUUUCCAAGACCACAUUUGCAACAAUUUCACAGGGUCAUUCAUUAGUCAUUAUGUAAGCACUGGGCAAUUUGAAGUAUCCCACAAUGCCUGGCUGGGAUUAUUAUUAUUAUUUUUUGUAUAAAAAUAAAAAUGAGAAGCACUCCUCUGUUCUAUCACAGUAAUAAAUUAAAUCAUGAAAAAAGCUAAACGUUUUUGAUGCUCCUGUGACUACUGUCUAUUCAGACAAGUUUGUUUUAACUUGGACAUGAAAUAUGUCUUUGGUAGAAUAUAUUUACCAAUAUGAUCAUAUCCCUCUCUUUUCCCUGCUCAGUUAUUUAUGUGUAUCAAAAAGAUCCCAUAUUUGGGAUGGGAACCUACAUGUCCUAUAUCAAUCCUCAGUGCCCCGCAGACAUCCAGUGGGGCAGAUUUAAAAGUCUGUAAGGCCUCCUAAAAAACAGAGCUGUGAUUUACAGCCUCGAAGUGCCUGCAGUGUAUACAACGCCUAUGCAGUUCAACAGUUGUUACCAUGGCACGACAGCUCAGCACUAAAUCACUGGGGAAACCGCGCCCCCCCCCCCCCCCCCCCCCCCCCCCCCCGCAACAUCGAAAUGUUAAUGGGAUCAUCACUGGUCACAGUUGGCAUAAGUCAUUUCUGCUGAUUGCAGUACAGAAUGUUAUAAGUCACUGUGUCAACUUCUCAUGUCACCAAAACAAAAAAGAGGCACCCAUUGCUGGAGUCAUACUGAGAAUCAACACAGGCACAGGCAAUGUAACUGUAACUGUAAUAGACUGUAUUAGAGUACUUGGAUGAGCGACGUCAAUCUUGAUGAGCACUCAGAGAAGCAUUUGGAGAUAUUGGGGAAAAAUUGCUUCUUACUUUGACUGCACAGGCAAAGUAAGAAUCAUUUUACUUUGUAUAUGCAAAGUCUUUUGCUCUGCCUUUGACUGUCAUUUGGCCAGAAAUGUGUUGAUUCUAUUGUAACUGGACUUUUUUUUCCCUUUGUGAAAGAUUUACUCAUCUUUGUUUUAUCAAACUAAAUAGGCUGCCGGUAUCACAUUGUCUUGAAGUAUAAUGUGGCUGAUAAUGUAAUAACCUGUCGGAAAACAAAUGUGCUCUGGUUCAAAAUUGUAAUGAAGCCUGUAGACAUAAUAUAUUCCUAAUAUCUGUGGAAAAUAUAACAAUUGAAGUUUAUUAAGACAUCAUGUAGUUGUGGAUGAUGAUAAUAUCAUCCCAACUUUUUAUUAAAGUAACAGGUUUAUUACAUUUUAAACCACUCAAGGUGUUAACUAUAAUUUGUCAAGUUAUGUUAUGUGAUAGUUACUGCAUUAUUGGCGCACAACAAUGUAGGUUUCAUGCUCAGGAUUUUAAGUGACAUUAUACAACAACAACAACAAAAGAAAUGUGAUAACAAAGUGCCUUUUAGUACAUCACAAUAGUUAAACACCAAUUUGGCAUUUACUGCUUCUACAAUAUUGAUAUCAAGUAGUUUAUUAGUAACUGUUCCAUUUUUAUGGAUUCAAUUUGAUUAAUUGAUGUCUUAAAAAAUAUAAUAAUUGAAACAUAAUUGUUGAUUGUCCAACAUUAGCUUUACUCCAUAUAGCACCCACCAACAAACACACAUACUUGUGAAAAAGUAGAAGAGCAAGCUGGUUAUGAUGUAAUGUGUUUUAUUACAGUAUGUUGCAGAUUUUUGAUUACAUUUUAAAUAGCCCUGAUCUACUCUAAACUACAAAGAUACUGUUUCACAUUUCACUAUGGACUGUAAUAUUUGUGUGUUUAAAUCUGUGACACUUGAAAUGUCUAAUUUUAUAGUGUGCAGCCGAGAAGAGUACAUGCUGAAGACAGGAGAAUAUUUGUAACUACCCUUGGAUGAGUAUGAAAGCAAAACUCAGAAUAAAUUACUCUUUAUGUGCAA
This is a messenger RNA of Micropterus salmoides (largemouth bass), 3736 nucleotides long. RefSeq names its product suppression of tumorigenicity 7 like (gene st7l). The coding region runs from base 19 to 1641 and encodes 540 amino acids. The record is from RefSeq and is a predicted model, not a curated record. The transcript has 15 exons. Gene Ontology annotation, molecular function: protein binding. NCBI's taxonomy places the organism in Eukaryota, Metazoa, Chordata, Actinopteri, Centrarchiformes, Centrarchidae.